Molecule: messenger RNA, 897 nt
Organism: Elephantulus edwardii (Cape elephant shrew)
Lineage: Eukaryota; Metazoa; Chordata; Mammalia; Macroscelidea; Macroscelididae
Gene: CUNH16orf86
Product: chromosome unknown open reading frame, human C16orf86
Exons: 4
Coding region: 1-897 (298 amino acids)
Source: RefSeq, a predicted model, not a curated record
AUGACUUCAGCAGGAACCAAGAGAGGGCCCGGGGCCCAAGAGGAGAUCACUGUGGGGCCAGUAUUGCUUGCAGAGACACCAGCUGGCCCCAACCAGAACUCUAAGUGUUCAGUGACACAAGGCCAGUGUCCAGUGCCAGCCUGUGAAGCCUGCCAGACCCAGGGAGAAGAUGAGUGCCCAGCAGAACCGGCCUUGGAGCUAGAGCUCCAGGAAAGGCUGAAGCCAGAGGUGGGGACUCCAGAAGAGAGGACCCCCAGGCCUCUACCGCUCACUGGGCGGCCCAGCCACAGGACUGGUCACUAUGUCCAUCCUAGGACUGAAGCUGAGAGGCCAGGGGGACUGACACUCCAGAAGGAAGAGCUAGGCAGCAGCCAGAGUGAGCUCUCAUCUGUCAAACAGCACAAAAAGGCCAAGAAGCGCAAGAGUCAGGGGGCCCCAGCGCUCCCACCUGCAGUCAGUACAGCAUCAACCCCAUCGGAGAUCUUGGGGCUGGAGCGCAAGGCCCAGCGCCUGCGGCCCUUGUACCAGUACAUCAACUAUUGCAACCCUGAGCUGAACCAAGCAGGGGACAUGGACAGAGAUGCUGAGCCUGAGACAGAGCAGGCCCAGGUCCCCAAGGAGGCAAAGGCAGCGGAGCAACUGCAUGCCUUGCUGCCUAUGGCAGGUGAGACAAGCUCAGGCUUCGUUUUGCCCUGCACCCAAAUGUUAGCUCCCCCCACCCACAUUCUGGCUCCCCUGGCAGAGGAGGCUAGAGUAGAGUCUGGGGGUCUACCCAGCCUGGGGGUCAGUUGCUGGCCCAAGGCUGAAGUGGAUAAAUCAACUCAGGUGGACAUUGACAAAAUGCUGAGUGUCUGCGCUGCCCCACUUGUGCCCCCACUCUCUCCUCAGUACAGGUGA